This is a messenger RNA of Globicephala melas (long-finned pilot whale), 6878 nucleotides long. It is a transcript of the gene C3H5orf22, whose product is annotated as chromosome 3 C5orf22 homolog. The record is from RefSeq and is a predicted model, not a curated record. Lineage: Eukaryota; Metazoa; Chordata; Mammalia; Artiodactyla; Delphinidae.
GGAGGCGGGGUCGCAGCUCAAGCCUCUUUGAGUCCAGCUCGCUGGCACGCUGUCCCGAGGGGGAAGAUGAGCGAGUUCACUGGAGAGUGCGCCCGGCUCCGGCGCUACCAUGAGCUCCCGGUGUGGGUGGUGGAAGACCAUCAGGAGGUUCUGCCCUUUAUAUACCGGGCCAUUGGCUCAAAGCAUCUUCCUGCAAGUAAUAUCAGUUUUGUGCAUUUUGAUUCACAUCCAGACCUCCUUAUUCCUGUGAAUAUGCCAGCUGACACUGUAUUUGAUAAGGAAACACUUUUUGGAGAAUUAAGUAUCGAGAAUUGGAUUAUACCUGCAGUUUAUGCUGGCCAUUUUUCCCAUGUAAUAUGGCUUCAUCCCACAUGGGCUCAGCAAAUCAGAGAGGGCAGACAUCAUUUUUUAGUAGGCAAAGACACUUCGACCACAACAAUCAGGGUUACAAGUACAGAUCAUUACUUUCUAAGUGAUGGUCUUUAUGUAACUGAAGACCAGCUAGAGAACCAAAAACCUUUACAAUUGGAUGUAAUUAUGGUGAAACCUUAUAAACUCUGUAACAAUCAAGAAGAAAAUGACACAGUGUCUUCUGCUAAGAAGCCAAAGCUAGCACUGGAGGACGCAGAGAACACUGCCUCUACUAAUGGUGAAUCUUGUUCAGAAGGACUGGAAGAUGACUCAGUGACACAGAGAAGAGACCAAACUUGUCUACAACCAUCAUGUUCAUGUUCUUCUGAAAGCCAAGAAUGCCACACUUCAGUCAGCACUGGAGAAAUCCUGAAAAUUUUGGAGAAAGGGGAUGCAUUUGUUUUAGAUAUUGACUUAGAUUUUUUUUCAGUCAAGAAUCCCUUCAAAGAAAUGUUCACUCAGGAGGAGUACAAAAUCUUAAAAGAGCUGUACCAAUUUAAAAAGCCUGGUACCAACCUGACAGAGGAAGAUUUGGUAGAUUGUGUUGAUACUCGAAUUCAUCAAUUAGAAGAUUUAGAAGCUGCUUUUGCCGAUUUGUGUGAUGGUGAUGAUGAAGAAACUGUACAGAAAUGGGCUUCAUAUCCUAGAAUGGAAUCACUAGUUCCACUGGUACAAAGUUUGAAAAAACGGAUGGAAGCGCCGGACUAUGAAAUGGUUCACCAGGCUGGUCUAACCUGUGAUUAUUCAGAACUUCCUCACCAUGUCAGCACAGAACAAGAAAUUGAAUAUCUUAUUCAAUCUGUGUAUUACGUUCUAAAAAAUUUGCCAAAACCUACUGUAGUGACAAUUGCAAGGUCAAGUCUGGAUGAUUACUGUCCUUCUGAGCAAGUUGACACCAUUCAAGAAAAAGUCAUCAGUGUACUACGCUCCCUCUAUGGGAGUCUAGACGUUCACCUGGUGUAUUCAGCAGAGUCCACUUCAUCUUGAAACAUCACAACGCUAGGCUCCUAUUAACAUCUUGAUGUAGUAACAGGGUUUUCAUUAACUUGUUUGCAAAUGAAUCUUCCAGAGAACACUUUGUUUUAAUAUUAACUUUCAUUUAAAAUCUUGCAGGUAUUUUGAAUCUCCGAACAGGUAUCACCAGUUGUUGAAUGAUGGCAGGGUUUUUUUGGCAUCAAGUCUACCCCCAGUUGAUGGAACUGAUGCUCAUCUUUCUUCCUGUCCAUCACUGUCAUCUUCACUUUUGUGAGGGUUUUUUUCCUCUUUUCCCUUCUUCCCCUUAGGUUGGUUGGACUGUAUGAGAUUUAUUCAUUUAUUCAUUCACUCACCCAACUGACAUUUUUUGAGCACAUUCAUCUGCCAGACAUAAUUAAGUGCUGGUUAUAUGGUAACAAACAGAAUAGACAAGGCCCCUGCCCUCUUGGUGGACAGCUGAGAAGCAAAUUAUGGAUUGUGAGACAUUUUAUGAAGGAAAGGAAAACCACAGACAUGUCUUAGGCAUGCUCUCAGUACUCAGGGCACCCUGGGCUUACAGGAAGGUAACAUUCUCAGAAGCUACUAGCAAAAUAAUGAUAAUAAUAAAAAAACUUGCCAGUCCAUGAAAAUGUUCUAGGAAGUCUACCUUUCCAAGACUUAGGAUUGUGGCCCAACUCUUAUGAAAUGCUCUCAGCAUUGUUGGUAUUGAGGGGGUCUAUUUGAGUAAAUUCAACCAAACAAAAAGUAACUUUUCUUCGCUAAUCAGAAAAACUCUCCAGGAUUUUUUGUUCCUCCAGAUGGUCAGAAUGGGUGUCAAUUACCAUUAUAUCAAUAGUUCCUAAGUGCCACUUUAUUGGCAGUCUGGGUUGAUAAUUUUUUCAAAUAAACCAGCUUUUUCUGUAAAUAGUAGGGAAAAGAAGUUAAGUCCUUAAUUCUGAUCUACCAUAAAUACCCAAGGACGUAACUGCCUUCCACCAGUCUCUCCAUGAGUAAGAGACGGUACCUAAGUCACUCUUGAUCAUGGAACUUUUCGUUUACUUAAUUUGCCGAAGUCUUCCUCUUUUCAGUAUUCCUCGUGUUCAGUAAUCAUUUUUAGCCACCUCCUUGGUUUCCUUUCCUUUAAAAGGUCAGGUGGCAUUUAAAGAAAAAAAAAAAUACAUCAAUCCUCAUUCCUAAUACAGCAGUCGUUUUCAUUUUUGCAUGUAGCUUUUAAGCCUUGACCACAGGGGUACAGUUGCAUGUAGCUAAAAUUAUAGUGUGUUACCUAACUUGAUGGCUAAUACCCAAGGUCACAUUGCCAUUGCCACUCAGUAGGUGGCACCAGAUCCUGUUUUUCCAAUGAUUCUAUUUUCUAGCAAACUUUUCUUGUCAUUAAGUUGAUCUCCCAAUGCUAAUAAGUAUAAAUGCUUAUUUCUGUUGUGAAAAGCAAAGCAAACUGAUUCAGCUUUCCAUUUUUGAUAGAACAUUAUGUGCCAAAAAGCUUUAUUUCCCUGUAAAAUCAGAAUGCAAAAUAGUGCUAUUGUUUAUUUUUUAAUUUUGAAAAAAUUUAUUAGAGUUCUGUAAAUGAUGUUACUUUUAUAAGUAAGUUAUUUUAUCAGCUAAAGUAAAUAAAAAGGUGUGUUUUGAGGUUUUAAAGAUUUAAAAGCAAACUGUAGCACUAAUUAAUUGUGUAUGAUCUUGGUGUGUUCAUAGCCUUGGUAAGUCUGGUUUAGUAGUCAUUUAUUACGAUUCCCAUGAACUCUGAUGAGAUUCAUCAUUGUUUUAACUCAGGUAGAAUAAAAGGGCAUCAAUUUCCUUUUUAGGAACAUUCAGAUCAUUUGGUUCUCAUGCUCUGUAAUUCUCAUUGAAGAAUAAAAUUCAGUCCCUACUUGUUGACCAUAACCAACUUAGUAAAUUAUGUCACUGCACAUUUCAAAUAGGAAGAUACUUAGUUUCUCAAGACAUCCUUCAUUUGUGUUCUAAGUGCCAAUGAGGAAUACCACAGUACCAUGCCUUGGAUUAUUUACAAGUAUCACUAAAGCAUGGGAUUUUGAGCAGCUUUUUUGGAAAAUGUGAAUUAAAUGUAAGAUUAGGCCAUACCUUUGAUAAUUGACAAGUACGUAUUUCCCAGUGUCUAGGGGGAAUUUUUUUUUAAAUCUCUAGAAGUGUUUCCUGUAGACAUCUAUCUGUAAGUGUUCUAGGUUCUCAAGGAGCUCUUAGUCAAGUCCUUCACUUUUUAUAUAACAUUCUCUCCAAAUCUUCCUUUGGUUUUAGCAGUAGUGGUCCCACAUUGCUGGCAAUAUAUGCGUUGUACUGCCAAUAGUUUACAGGAUGUUUCUUAGUAUAAGAUUAUCUCACCAAACUUAAGAGAAAGCACUUUCAUGAAACUUAGGGAGUUUUUGUUGGACAUCUUUCAGAAAUGCUCAAGAUACAUGAGGAUCACAUGUAAAAAUACUAUUGGGCUGUGCUGUACUACCUGGUCAUCCUGAGUUGCAACACUCUCUUGAAGUGCUUGUUUGUGAACUAACUGGUCCUGGACCGCCUCUGGUUUUGUAGGUCUAGCUGCCCUCGUGGAAUUCCAAACAUCAGUGCCAUCCUUUCCCUUUAUUCGUUAUUUGAGUUCAGCAAAUGAAGUUACAGUGACUAAGGAGGCUUCUGUGAACCUUGAUUCUUAGGAGAGAGUUCUCUGAACAGUGAAUAUUCUAGUCACUCACUGGAAAUUAGUAAGUUGGCAUUCUGUACAUUAGUAUCUUGUGAGUUUGGUUCCUGUGAUUCAGAAGCAGGAGCCCAUUUCAGAGGCUGAGGCAAGCCUCAGGGUGUACAGUGUCUCUUCCUUUGAAGACCUUCCUUGGUGACAUGUCAGCCAGCCUACAGCUACAGCAUUCCUACCAUGUCUCUAACUUCAAAACGUUCUUCACCAGCAAGCAGAUCUCUGAAGCUGAUGGAUCAGACAUCAGCACUGCUUAGAAGCCUUAGCACCCUAGCUGAUAAGAUCACGCCAGGAUCAAGACCAGAAGUGUCAUGACUGAAACAGAGCAGCGCAUCGUGGUAAGAGUGUGAACUUCCAAGGGCCACUGCCUGGCUCCAUUGCCCCCUUCUCCACGUUCCGGCUGUGUGACCUCAGCCUCAGCUUCUCCUUUGCAAUGAGAGAACUUAACACAUCAGGAUAUUGUGAGGAAUAACACAUAAUAAAGCCCUUAACACAAGAGCCAUUCAGCAAACAUUGGCUGUUAUUUCGAAACUCAGCCCUACUUAGAGUGUCCUGUGAUGGCUGUUCCAGGUCUCACCUGCUCUCCUGCCUUCUAAACCCCUGAUCUUUUUAAAUCCCACAUUAAGUUCAACUGUAUUUCUGUGAAUAGUGGAAUUUCACUUUCUUUAUUCAAAGAAGGCAGGUCCUUGCACAUAAGGAAAGAAGUAAUGGAGGAGGGCUUUUAAGCAGAGAUACUCAUAAUUUAAAACUCUUUUGUCUUGAAUUGGUGCAAGCAUCCAUUUAUUCACAAUUUUAAAACUUGUGCAAUCAGCGGGGUUAGGGAAGCCAAAGCCUGGCGCAGCAUUUUUUCCUCUGCUCUUCCCUUCCUGCCUGCUGGUAGAUAACACUAGAAUUUAUGGGGCUAAACCUGUGAUGUAGACAAUGUCUAGAAGUUGCUACCCCCAUACUUAUAAAUUACCUUCAUAGAAUCUAGAGUUAUCCUUACCAUUUUUUACGUUGCUGAUUUAUUUAUAGGUGACCUCCAGCAAAAAAGUCCCUCAUGAAUCAACCAGAGCAUGACAGGGAAGUGGGGUAGAGUGAGUAUCUCCAAGCAAUUCACUAUCAUUUCCAAACCCUCCACAAGUGUUCCCUUCAUCUGGGCCUCAGUCUUACCACGGAGCAGCCUCCGCUGUGGAAGGGUAAGGAAAGUGGAAUCGCUCGAGAAGGGGGAACGCCUCUGUCAGCUUGGUCCAGUAAGGUUUUGGAGCAGCCUGUCAGACGUGACCCUGAGCACUCAGGGAGGGCGAGACAGGGCUGAAGUCAGAGUUGGAGCCAGGUUUGAAGGCCAGCUUUUCGGACAGAAUCUACCCUGGGAACUGUACAGCAGCACCGUCUACCCUCUGCAGCAUUGCCCCGCCUGGAACAGACCUGGGUAAUAAGGGCACCAGCGUCACAGAGUGGCACCUGAGGCACUGGUGGCUUUGAAAUCAGUCCAAGUUCAAACUCUACCUCUGCCAGUUACAAGUUAGGUGAACUUGGGCAACGUAACUUGUCAGAGUCUUUGCUUUAGGCAUGGUUCGAGGCCUUCCCCAUGUCCCUAGAGGUCUCCUUACUGUGCUCCAGCGUCACACAGUAGUCAGCUGUUCACAUCUGUCCUCCCCGGUAGACGUGGGCCCCUGACUGCAUCAUCAUACGUCUUUAUAGCCCCAGGCUCUGGCAUAGUCACUGUCAUAUUAUAAAGCCUCAAAAAAUGUUUAAUGAAUUGAGUACAGAAAAUACCAGUGGUCACUGGAGUUCUGACAGUAAUAAACCUUACUAUGUGCUCUGUAUUAUAUAACCUCUUGCAAGCAUGCUGUCUCUGAGAGCAAAUUGAACAAAUACAGGUAUUAAUAUAGGAACAAACGUUUACUAAGGACUGGAUGUGUUAAGCACGUGAGCCCAAAAGAGCUAAAAGAUAAUACCUGUAAUCUAAUGAUUGUGUCCAUAGAAUAACUUUGUUAGAAACAAAAGAAAGGCAGUCGUGUCAGUUUUACAGCUUUUGUGUGAUCUUUUCUCUUACAGAUAAAACCUGAUAACCAUGUUCCACAAUGCUUAUGUCAGCAUGACAUAAAAAUCCAUGUAGUUUGAUUUUCUGCCUAAAAUUCAAAUCUAAUAUUUGACACUAGCGUCCAAAAACCGUAGAUACGAACUUUUGGUCCCUAAAAAGAAUAUCGCUCUUAGAACAUAGCUUUGCUGGUUCUCAGAGGGUAACACUAUUCAUCACUUCUGAUUUUCUUUCCAUAUGGAGUCACCUUCCGUUACAGUCCUGACCUUGCUCUGCCCUUUUACUCACUCCUCCCCAGGCAAGGAAGAGUGAAACAAGGGAAUUCUAGGAUGCCUUCUUAUCGAAGUAUGUUCUGCUCUGCCCUUCCAUGCCAGAAGUUUGUAAGAACAGGCACGGUUGUCCAGUGGUGCCAGUGGAUGGCAAAGUCUCUAUAUCUCUGGGGUGCGAUGUAGGAAACAAGUUGUUGCUACAGAUUUAAGCCUUGUUCUCUACUAUCAGCUUUCUCAAUAAUGAUGACACUUUUACCUCCAUCUGGCUGAAUACCUGAGCCUGUUUCUAAGUUGCUUAGGAGCUUAGUGGAGAAUGGUGAUGUUAUUGACCCUCCUCAAACCCCAACUUGACAAUGCUUAUUUGUUAAAUAGUAUGGAAAGUUUAUAAAUGUGGGUAGCUCUUGGAAUUCCAAUCCAAAAGGGGGACGGACAUUCUCUGACCAUUCUGAAUAAACUGACAACAUACCUUCUCUUUAUACAGUCUGUUUUUCUGCUAUUGCAGUAUAGACAU